Messenger RNA from Ahaetulla prasina, 1470 nucleotides. RefSeq lists its product as uncharacterized. The record is from RefSeq and is a predicted model, not a curated record. NCBI's taxonomy places the organism in Eukaryota, Metazoa, Chordata, Lepidosauria, Squamata, Colubridae. The transcript has 10 exons. The coding region runs from base 205 to 1470 and encodes 421 amino acids.
AAAAAGAGGAGCUGGAAUUAAAACUUCAGGAGCUUCUAAAUAAAAAUCUCCAACUGGAACUCUGAAAAGAGUAGGAAGAAAAGCUGAGCAGGAAAAGGAGCUCAGGUGAGCCUGGGCAGCAAGACAAGCUUGGAGAGAAUAAGAAUCUCAGCUCCAAGGUUAAAAAAUAGGCUGGAGAAAAUCCACAACUCCUAUGGGAAAAUAAUGACAAAGAAGAAUUUUAUAGUUUCCAACACUGAUUUUGUGAUGGAAAACGAUUUGUUGAGAAAAUUAAGAGAAAACAUGAAACGUGUUCUUACUCAAGAGGAAGAAAUAUCGAGACUUCCUCUUCUGUCAUCUGCCACUGAAGAACGGAGACGUGCUGAGAACUCCCAGGUUUCCAGACAUCCAGAAAUGCGCGUGGGCCAGGAUUUAAGUUUAAAGUUGCGUUCCCCUCAGAUUGUUCAGACAAAAACUGAAAGACUGGAAGUAGAUCUGAAGAGAGCGAGGGGCCAGAGUUAUAUGAAGACAAUGGAAAUAUCAAAACUUCUGGCAGAAAAAGAGGAGCUGGAACUAAAAAUUCAGGAGCUUACAAAUAAAAAUAUACAAUUGGCCAAAGAAAAAGAAAAACUUUGUGAACAGUAUGAAGAAAAGCUGAGCAGGAAAAAUCAUUCAGAUGAGUCUGGGCAGCUGGAAAAACUCAGACGAGAGAAUGAGAGUCUCAGCUGCAAGGUGCAGAAACACGCUGAAGAAAAAGCAGAGCUCCUACGAGAAAAUAAUGACCUCAAAGACGAACUUUAUCGAAAGACAACACUGAUGUCAUUAAUGACAUUAGAAAACAAAGAGCUCCAAAAUAAGGCCGAGAUGGUGACAUUCAAAAAUCUUGAACUGACGGAUGAGAAAGAGGAGCUCUGCAGAGAGUAUGAAGAAAGACUGUGGAGAGAGACACAACUGAGGAAGGGCUGCUGCACCUUAUUGAUGGGCAGAGACCGGAUGGACCAGAGACCUGGCAGCAGUGAGUGCAAAAGAGGCGCUGUGAGUGUCUGCCAAACAAAUGCAGAUGUUGCAGAAAACAAGACAGAAGCGCAACAAGAUAAAAUGAAGCCUCAAAUGGAAUAUAAAUUAAAUGAGAAAUGGCUGAAAGCUUCAGUGGACAACCUCAAAAUAAAAAAACCGAAGGAACCCGGGCCAAAUAUCCUGAGGUGGCUUCAGCAAUCGCUGAAAGUCCUGAAAGAGGAUUCCUCUGAACAGUACACCCUGCCAGAAUGGCUUAAAGCAUCCAUCAGCAACCUCCCGAAGGAAUGUGCUGAGGCAUCCAGGGAGGAUGUGAAUGGUUGGCUAGAAGGAUCGAUAAAUCAUCUCCAAGAAGAAGGGCCAGAAACCUGUGAUUUAGAUGUGCAGGGAUGGCUUGAAGCAUCUAUUAUAGGCAUUCAACACCUACUAAAGUCCAAAUCAAAGUUUCGACGAAGCCAAAUAAAAGGGAUGGCUUGA